ACACAAUUGCAGCAAAAUUUCCCUUUUUAAUUUUUUUUUUUCUCUAAUUGGCCUAAUUUCCGUUUCUCUUUCUGACUCUCUCCCUCGUUGGAUCAUCAACAAACAUAUAAAGCCGUACAUGUCAACUCAGCGAGUCUUCCUCCUGCUUUUUCUCUGUCCGAGUCUUGCUGGCUGAAUCUGAGUUGUUCACUCGCUCAUCUCUUCGCGAUGAAGAGUGGACUCGAGGUCUUCGAUUUCAAGGAAGAGGACGAGCUCGCUGAAUAUGCAGCUGGUAAAAUCCUCCGCAAGUUCAAAAACCCUAGCCUUGACAAUCCCGCUUUUUUGAAGUGCGACUUCCUCGAAUGCGUUGCCCAGGGAUCUGCUGCUGUAAAAAAGGAAAGUGGCACCAUAACUUGUAUAGAUGUUGAUGCAAUUGAAUAUGGCAAUAGUGCUACUGCAUACUCCCCUUUGGAAGCGGUUAGAGACGACUCUACCACCAAAGAAUACAACCGAGAUGGGGCUUACCAGUCAGAAUCUCUGAGUCAUGAAAAAGACUCUUGUUCAAAGAUGGAUAAUAAUGAAUCCAAAAGCUCUUUUAUUGAACAGGAGGGAAGGGUUUCAUACAAUGAAGCACUGUCACCUCGGAAAAGCCAAUCUAAUUGUGCCCUUGCGGCCUCUCCUUCUCACAGUGGACCAGUGUUCAAUGUAAAAUCAGAUGCUGAUGCUAGCAUGAACGAGAGUUCUCCAUCAACUCCUGCUUCUGAUAUUGCAGAGAAUGGUGCUAUUUUAAAUGGCCACUCAUCAAACAAUUAUUUCAGCGCAUCAGAGAUGGAUAUCAUAAAUAUUGCAGUUGAUUAUGUUGUAUAUCGGGAUAAUUACUGUACCGGGUGCCUGGUAACUUUUUCUUGUGAUGGAAUUAAAAUCAGUGGUAUGCCUGCAUAUGGAGACGAUGGAACCUUUAGAUUUGAAAGGGGAAUUGAUGAUAUUAUUCGUAUUGAGUCUCAGCAUCUUCAAAGGUUUGGAACCGUCACUGUUAAGCUCCACUUACUAUCGAAGGAUGCUGCACAAUCAACUAAUGCCUAUGGUAUGGGGGUUGAGCAGCUGGAGUUUGCAAUUUAUGAGCCCAACUGGUCUGGGAAAUUGGAGGAGAUUGCAUCUCUGAAUAUUAAAUAUUUAGCUUUAUCUGCCAUGGUGCAUGAGAAUGUCUCAAUGGAUGAAAGAUCUGACUUGCUUCGACAGAGGCCUUAUUUUCCGAUUUUUGAUGAGGCUGUUGAAGAUGUUGUCUAUCCGAAGGGGGAUUCAGAUGCAGUUUCCAUUAGCAAGAGAGAUUUUGAUCUACUACAACCUGAGAAAUUUAUCAAUGAUACAAUUAUUGACUUUUAUAUCAAGUAUUUAAAGAAUCAGAUUCCACCUGACGAGAAGCAUAGGUUCCAUUUUUUUAAUAGCUUUUUCUUUCGGAAGCUUGCGGAUCUAGACAAAGAUCCAUCCAGUGCUUCAGAUGGUAGGGCUGCUUUUUUACGUGUUCAUAAAUGGACAAGGAAAGUGGACAUGUUUGGAAAAGACUAUGUUUUCGUCCCUGUAAAUUUCAAUCUUCAUUGGAGUUUAUUGGUAAUAUGUCAUCCUGGUGAAGUGGCUGGUUUGAAAGAUGAAGACUUAGGGAAUUACUUGAGAGUACCAUGCAUAUUGCACAUGGAUUCUAUUAAAGGAACUCAUGCAGGUCUCAAAAACCUUGUUCAAAGUUAUCUAUGGGAAGAGUGGAAAUCGAGGCAAAAGGAGGCAUCAGAAGACUUAUCUUCAAAAUUUUUGAAUUUGCGGUUUGUCCAACUUGAGUUGCCACAGCAGGAAAAUUCAUUUGAUUGCGGCCUGUUCCUGCUCCACUACCUGGAGUUAUUUUUGGCGGAGGCUCCUGUGAAUUUCACCCCAUUCAAAAUAAACGAGUUCUCCAAGUUUCUUAAUGUGGAUUGGUUUCCCCCUGCUGAGGCAUCUCUGAAGCGUACUCUUAUCCAGAGACUAAUUUCUGAGCUCCUAGAAAAUUGCCAUCGAGAACUCUCUUCUGGUGAUUGCAGUGAUGAACCAGAGUGUAGUUUGCCAGAAAAUAAUGAGAAAGAAACUAGAGUCCAGUUUGUUUCAGAGGAAUGCACUCCUGCUGUAGCUUGUCAUGGGAAUUUAUCAACUUCUGAUGCCAGUCAAGGGAUUGAAAUCACUCUGUUGGAAGCAUCUUCUGUGAGGAAUUCUGAUUGUGUCAAUGAUCCAGGCUUGGUUCUCAGGGAAUUCUUUGAGCCUGGAGUUGCUGCAGGGUCAUUACUUGCGCAUUGUUCAUCCUUUGACCAGCAAUCUUAUUACCGUCUUAAUGGUGCUAUGUCACAACAGAUUGAGAAUCAUGCAGAAACUGGAGAGCCCUUUGUUUAUUUCCCUUCUGGAGAUGUUUUGUUUCAACAAAUUGCUGGUAUAACACCUCAAGCUGGUUUUAUUCCGUAUCCACUAAGUGGUUUUGGCACUGAUCCUUCUUGGAAUCCAGGAAUUUCUAUGCAAGGAGAGGAUGAUGGCUCAUCCCCAGAAACAUCAAUAUGUGCCUCUGAUGAUUCUGAUGUAGGAAUUAUUGAAAAUUGUCCUGUUGAGAAAGAUUUGGAUUUAGCUCAAGAAGAGAAAAUUGAUCAACAAAUGUCUCUUUCAAUGGAAAAAAUUGAGUUUUUGACAGAGAAACUUGCUACAAGUUCUAGUGAGAUGCUGGAGACCUCUGCCAUUAAAAGUACUGAAGACCCUGAUAGGAUGCAUGACGCCAAUAAGAAUGGCGACCUUGCCUUGUGUCAAGAAAAUCCAACUACAUUGCAUAAAGACACUGACAUGGUAGAAAAUGGGUUGCAUCAAGACUCAGAACAAACAGAGAUCAUUGGUGAUGAUGUGGUGGCAGAAUCAGAUGAGAAGCAAAUGAUCGAGGUUAAUGUGAUGGCAGAAUCAGAAGAACAGCAAGCUGCAAAAAGGCAGGUUAAUAUGAUGGCCGAAUCAGAUGAGAAGCAGAUGAUCGAAGUUAAUGUGAUGGCAGAAUCAAACGAGAAGCAAAUAAUCGGGAAUAAUGUGAUGGCUGAAUCAGAAGAACAGCAAGCUGCAAAAAGGCCGGUUAAUGUGAUGGCAGAAUCGGAAGAACAGCAAGCUGCAAAAAGGAGUCGGGUUACACCUCCAGAAGAAGGGGAGAGAGAUACCAUUGGAAGCCUGUCAAAGGAUCUCCAUUUGUAAUUUAGGAUGUAGGUGGAGCUGUCCUCUUAGAUUUUUGUUAACAUAAUUGUGAACCUGGAUCUCACUAGAUUUUGAUAUGCCAUUCUGUGAAUAGUGCCAUGGCCAUAUUUUAACAAUCAUUAGCUUGGGUUGUCUUGUAGGAAAAAGGAGAAAAUUGCAUCAAGUUCUUUUGUUAAUAAUUAAGCGACCAGAAUAUUUUUGGGCCUAGCAAAGGGAAUUAAAAUUCUUCUAGUUCAGGACUACAAGUUGUACUUUGCAAUUAUGUAAUGGUGAGCCUUUAGCUGCUUUGCAAAGAA
This is a messenger RNA of Hevea brasiliensis (rubber tree), 3509 nucleotides long. RefSeq names its product probable ubiquitin-like-specific protease 2B. NCBI's taxonomy places the organism in Eukaryota, Viridiplantae, Streptophyta, Magnoliopsida, Malpighiales, Euphorbiaceae. Bases 208 to 3213 code for a protein of 1001 amino acids. Gene Ontology annotation, molecular function: cysteine-type peptidase activity. The record is from RefSeq and is a predicted model, not a curated record. The transcript is spliced from 16 exons. Gene Ontology annotation, biological process: proteolysis.